ACCUUCUUGAAGACCUUUUUUUCAUAAUAAAUAUAUACCAUGACCGAGUUAGAUGGGUCGAAGUUGGUAUCCUUAAAAGUCUAUGGACUUCCCCCGUUGAAAAAUACUUUAUUUUCGGGACUUAAACCUCUCCCAUAUUUGGAAAAGGAUGAAGAAUCUCCAGCUACGGAUUCUCCACCUAUCCAUGGAUUAACAGUGCCGGUAUUCCAAAACGAUGCCGUUUUACAAGUCAUCAGGACAAAUGUGGCUAAAAUAAGGUCUCUUGGAAGUUCUGGGCUUGGGAAUGAUACCAAAGAUGGGAAAUCUAUUGAUGAGAUUGUAGACAAGAAUGACGAUACCAAAAUUAAUAUGAAUAAUGACAAAGAAGGAUUAAAUGGAGAAUAUGACGAGAACGCCAUGGAAAUUGACUCUACUGGGCCAAUACAUUUCUUGGAUAUUAGAAAUUUUUAUCCAAAAAACUUGAAGGAUCAAGUGACCACAGUAACGAUAAAAAACUUCCCUGCAGUUAAAAAGUCUGCUCUCGAAAGAAUCCUUCAAUUGGUAACUCAAUCGUCUUUCAAAUGGACCAUGAUAGACUCAGAUCAUAUAGAGCACCGUCUAGUAUUUGUUCGGUUGGACAAUGUUCAGAAAUUGAGUGGGUUUGUUGAUCGUUUACAAUCCAUUGGAUUGGAUGAUUUGAAGAUUAUAUUAGAUAAAUCUUCAAAUCAAUAUAUCGAUGAAAAGAAAAUGGAAGAAGAUAACUCAUUGACCACUACUGUAAAGAAAAUUGUUCAAAAUAAGAAGAAUUACGACCGUAUGGGUAACUCAAAGGGAACGGAAGAUUUGGACGCAGCUAUGUCCUACUAUAGUUCAUACAAUGUAGAGCCUAGUGAAUUGGUUGAUGUACCCAAUGACCUAAAGGAAGGAAUCAUAAAAGAUAUUAUAAAAUUCAGAUCUAAAGUGUUGAAGAUUGAAAAGGAAAGAAGAAAGAAGGAGAUGGAACAAGAACGUCAAAAUGCAAAGAGAAAUCUAAAGCGACUUUUCGAAGAUAUUCAGGAAACUGUCAAUGGAGAAACUGAAGACGUUGAGAUGAUUCCGCUGGAAGAGUCCGGAACAGCAGUGGAGAACAGUGAUGCAGUUAAUGACUAUGAUGAUUUAACCGACCAACAAUAUGAAGACUUGAUGAACCGUAAGAGGACUCAAGAAAAUGAACAACAAUAUUCUGCAGAACUUAAGAUUAUGAAAGAACUGGAAACUUUUGAAAAGCAAACUUUGUUGAAUAAACUUUCAACUUUAAAGAAUUACGAAAAUUACCUCAUGGAGAAUAAGGCCAAAUUCAUAGAAAAUUUCAAAAGUUUCCAAGAUUACAACCCGCAACAACCUGCCUCAAGCACUUUAAACACCGCCAAGAUACGUUUAUACUAUUCUAAUCAUUCUGAAUAUCUCCGGAUCCGGACCAAAGAAAGAGCCCAUGAAGAAAAACUCGACUCCUUGGAUGAGAAGCAAGAUAUUGAACAACAAGAAGUGCAACCGCAACCAUCUACUGUUGGUAUCAGUAUUUCUACAAAGCAAAGUAAAGCUGAAACUGAGAAACCCAAAUCAUUACCUGCUAUCACUUCUAUUGUCAUUUCUCAACUUGACAAGGAAGUGUGGGAUCAAAUAAACGUCAAGAUUGGUGACUUAGUAGAAGAGUAUUUGGGAUUAAGAGAAGAAUCGUUAAUCGAAUUCAUCUCUACAUUCCUUAUGGAGAAAAAUUUGUCUGACAAGGAAGGAUUGAUUGAAGAACUUUCAGAAACCUUGGAUGAUGAUGCAAAUGUCGUUGUUGAGGAACUUUGGGGAUUUAUGACUUCAUUCAAGUGAGAGAGAAAAAUAAGUUUUAGGUCUCAGUAAAACAUCUUCGAAGUCGACUAGCUAUAAUGUUUUGUAUACCAUAUUGGUGAAGAACUAGGCUGGAAAAGUCUAUACUAUAGCUGUCGGAGUUGGUGGUUUUUGUCAAUAUUAAGUGUAGCUCUUACACUCUAAUUUUGUCUGCAUGUCUAAGACUACAAUAAGUCAUCAAGACCAUUAUUUUGUCACUAUGUAAGUCCACCUAUAGCAAGUCUCAUCCCUAUAUUGACGAACUUGUCAGAUUGAUAUAUUAUAGUAAUA
Molecule: messenger RNA, 2127 nt
Organism: [Candida] anglica
Lineage: Eukaryota; Fungi; Ascomycota; Pichiomycetes; Serinales; Debaryomycetaceae
Source: the annotation of a GenBank genome assembly